This is a messenger RNA of Anolis sagrei ordinatus, 993 nucleotides long. RefSeq names its product chromosome X C12orf43 homolog (gene CXH12orf43). Gene Ontology annotation, biological process: negative regulation of Wnt signaling pathway; Wnt signaling pathway; Spemann organizer formation. The record is from RefSeq and is a predicted model, not a curated record. Lineage: Eukaryota; Metazoa; Chordata; Lepidosauria; Squamata; Anolidae.
GCAGGCGCACUCGCUUGAGAGGAAGUCGACCGAAUGCCUGUUUUCGCGCGGACGGAUGCGAAUUCGUCUCCGGCCGUUGACUUUGGCUGGUCGUUUCGACGCAUGCGUACUUAUCUCCCGCCGUUGCCUUUGUUUUGUUGUCUCUACGCAUGCGCACCCUGUUGUUGGUUUUUGUUUUGUUUUUUGCGCCGACGCAUGCGCACUCCGUUUUUCUGCCUCCGUCUGGAAAGGGUUGCCUCGCUUUCCCAUCCCUGCGCAUGCGCUUACCGCUCUGGAAGGCAAACUAAUCGGCGCAUGCGUACUUCGCCUGGCUUUCUCCUAAUGGCGGCGAUUGGGAAGAAUGGUCUCAAUAUUGCCAGCAGCAGCAGCGACGAAGACGAAGCAGAGGUCCUGCAGCGUGUCCGUGAAGCCGCUUGGGACCCUCCCCGCGGAGGCUUGGAAGCCUCGGCCGCCGAGAAGCUGCUUCUCUCAGACAAACCGAGCCUCAGAACAAAAGCCGGCCAUAAUGAGGAAGAUGCAAAUGAGUUACAAACAACUGCCGGAUUCAAGGCACAUGUGGCCAAGAAACUGGGAGCCAUUUUGGACAGUUCUGUGAUGAUCUGGAAUCAUCCGUCAGGAACCGUAGAGGAGAAGAAGGAAGAGGAAGUAGCAGAUCCACCCGAUGAUGGGUUCCGCCUCUUCUCCUCGUCACUUCCAGAAAAUUCCGAAAAACCCGAAUCAUUGCCUUCCAUUAGAAGGAAGAAGAGACGGUAUUCCUCCUCCAGUUCUUCUUCGGAGGAAUGGCGGCGUUGCCAGGAGGCGGCCAUGACGGCGGCAGACAUCUUGAAAGGGAGUGGAGCACAAAAGGGCGGAGAGGUCGAGGCUUCUGCCGUGACUGACAGGGGCCCGGCAGACAUUUUGCGGAAGAAGAAGAAAAAGAAAAAGAAGAGAAAACAAGAUGGAGGCCAACAUAAUGUAUAAAUAAAUUGUGGAUUAAAAAUGAAUUCAAAUAUA